AUGGAUGACAACGGAAAUUUCGCCGCUGACGGCGGCCCUCAUGGAACAUCAGACGAUGACAACGGGCUUCCCCAAUCCAGUGGUCGUUCCGCGAAAAACCAGAUCGAUCGAGGCUUGGAAUCUGUUUCCGAAAAUGAAGCUGCACAUGGCAGUGCGCCAUCGGAAUAUCCUGGCAGCAGCCAUAGCCACACAAUGAGGCGCAUGGAAGAAGAUGUUAUUGCCAAGCAGAGAGCAGCUGCUGGUCGCUCACCAGCUGGAGCCAACCCCGUGAGACCGGGAGCUGUACCCGUCGCAGGUGGAGGAGAACGAGGUGUUGGCAGUGGCAACCUGAGCAAUUUGGAGCAAGAUUUGCUAGCGAAACAGCGCGGAGCUACGCCCAUGGUUUCCAGGCCUGGAGCCGUGGCAGUUUCAAGAGGCCAUCAAGGAGAAGGCAAUAUUAACCAGAUGGAGCAAGAUAUCUUGGCAAAACAAAGAGGAGCUGCACCUCAAAUUCAACAAUCUAGGCCUGGAGUAGUAGCUGUUCGAGGCGGCGGAGAGAUGAGUCAAGCGGAGCAGGACAUUAUGGCAAAACAAAGAGGAACUUCAUCCCGAUCCGUGAUGUCUAGACCUGGUGCCGUAUCAGUUGGACCAGGGGCUUCAAAUGAAGUCGGUGGAAGUGGCCAAAUGAAUCAGAUGGAGCAAGAUAUUUUGGCAAAGAAACGAGGAGCAUCAUCUCAUUCCUUGAUGUCUACUAGGCCAGGUGCCAUGGCAGUUUCAGGAGAGCCGGGCACACCUGCUGGAGGGCAAAUGAGUCAAAUGGAGAGGGACAUUCUGGCUAAGCGAGAGGGCGCUUCCUCUAGAUCCUUGAUGUCCAGACCUGGUGCUGUAUCUGUGCCAGCGAAUGCAAGUGCAACUACGGGCCAACACCAGAUGACUCAGAUGGAGAAGGACAUCUACGCAAAGCAGCAGGGAGCCUCCUCGCGUUCACAGAUGUCCAGGCCCGGUGCCAUGGCUGUGCCAGGAACCAGUCUACACAGUGGCAGCAGUGGAGGGUUGAGCCAGAUGGAGCAAGACAUAAUGGCAAAGCAAGAGCAGCUGGGCCUAGGACUUGGGUUCCCCCAGCCAGGAGCAUGGCGUAACGGACAAAGCAUGCACAGUACGGCCAGUGGCAGUGGAGGCUUGAGCCGGAUGGAGCAAGACAUAAUGGCAAAGCAACGAGAGCUGGGCCUAGGAAAUGGGUUCGCCCAGCAGGAGCCAUGGCUGUAA
Molecule: messenger RNA, 1245 nt
Organism: Seminavis robusta
Lineage: Eukaryota; Bacillariophyta; Bacillariophyceae; Naviculales; Naviculaceae
Source: the annotation of a GenBank genome assembly